This is a messenger RNA of Ornithorhynchus anatinus (platypus), 1887 nucleotides long. Its product is annotated as ensconsin. NCBI's taxonomy places the organism in Eukaryota, Metazoa, Chordata, Mammalia, Monotremata, Ornithorhynchidae. Gene Ontology annotation, cellular component: microtubule cytoskeleton. Bases 22 to 1887 code for a protein of 621 amino acids. The transcript has 14 exons. Gene Ontology annotation, biological process: microtubule cytoskeleton organization. The record is from RefSeq and is a predicted model, not a curated record.
GCCCGCCGGCCGAGCCCGAAGAUGGCGGACGGCAACGGCGGCUCGUCCCUGAGGGGGCUGCGGGAGCAGAUGGUUGCUGCCGCCCAAGCAAUAGCUGAAGAAAGAAGAAACCAAAGCGGCAGUAGUCCAGUUCCAGUCCAGUCCUCAACCGUUAAGUCAGUCACCAAACCAGUGAUAGAUGGCUCAACUUUGAGAACAGAAGAAAGACAAAGACUGGCAAGGGAACGAAGAGAAGAGAGAGAGAAGCAAAAUGCUGCCAAAGAAACUCAAAUACUUGAAAAGGAGAAAAAAGCAAAACUUCAAUAUGAAAAGCAGUUGGAAGAAAGGCAGAGAAAGCUGAAAGAACAGAAGCAGAAAGAAGAGCAACGGAGAGCAGCAGUAGAAGAGAAAAGAAAGCAAAAAUUGGAAGAAGAAAGGGAGCAUUACGAAGCAGUGGUUCACCGCACUUUGGAACGCAGCAAUCGUCUGGAGCAGCGACAGAAGAGGUGGUCCUGGGGAGGGUCCGUAACUCCAGAAUCAGACAGCAGACCGGGUCUGUCAACUGCUACCCCAACCCAUCCUGUAGAUUUAGUUGACAAAUCACCUUCUUCCACAGAACCACAGGCUUCCGAUGAAGAUGGAUCUAGUGCCAACAAACACUCCCCUUCCACAGUCAACCUCAAGCAAACAGAAUCUGUUAUGAACAAACGUUUGUCUACAUCUUCAGCAACUCUUCAGAACUCCCCUGAGAAGAGUUCCCAAAAGAGAAGUGCUUCUUUAAACAGAUUGAAUAACAAAGUUCCCCAGCAAUCUGAGCUGCCACCUCCCAAAAUUUCUCAGGUGGAACAGAAAGCUCGCCGCUCUCAGAUCAACCCUCUGGAGAGUAGUGUAAUCAGUCGCCUCCUCGCUCCCACACAGGCCUCUUUAGCUAGAAGUAAAAGCGCUGCCGCAUUAUCGUCUGAUGGAAAAGAUCCCCCAGAAUUUCACCUCUGUCCUCGUUCAGCUGCAGCCAGUACCUUCCAGCAUCCACUCCAAACUCAGAAGAUGCCCUUGCGCAGCCGCAGCAUCGAUAGGCUGAAGAGCACCGCCUCUCCAGUGGAGCCCAGUACUGUGGAUUCCAUUCAGAAAUCAGAAAUGGACAAGCAGUCACCAACUCCUAUUGCGAAGCGUCCACCUUCACCAUCUCUCUCAGCUCGUAGACGGUCACCUUCCCCCGCUAAUGUUGCUAAGCGCCCUCCAUCACCUUCCACUGUUAAGCAUAUUCAAAGGAAUCGUCCACCUUCACCUAGUGUUUUAAAACAAAGACCUCCAUCUCCCACCAGUGUUUAUAAGCCAGUACCUGUCCAGCGUCCCCCACUCACACCCAGUAUUACCAAAAAAAAAUCUGAGGUAGAGUCAAAGUCAAAGGAUAAAGGUGAAGAAGUCUCAAGCCAAGAGCCUGGGGCAUCACCAACCUCAGAGAAAGAAACUCCAGCAGUUAUUGCAAAGACCAAAGACGAGUCUAGCAGCAAAACUGUACCUGGGACCACAAGUGCUGAGGAAGCUGCCAAAAUUCUGGCAGAGAAACGCCGCCUGGCUCGUGAACAAAGGGAACGAGAAGAGCAGGAAAGAAUUCAGAAAAAAGAGGAGGAAAGGAAAAUACAAGAAGAAAUGGCAAAGAAGGCAAUUGAAGAUAAAGCACGACAGGAAGAAGAGCUCUCUAGGCUUGAGGAAGAAAGACGUCUAGAAGAUGAACAACAACAAAGGAAGUCCGAAGAGGAGAGAAUUCGUGAGGAACAGGAACGUCUUGCUGAACUUCAGCAACAGGUUUGCUCACUGCAAAUAAGUUAUAAUAAGGAAGAAAAAAAUCUUGAUUACUACUACCCACGCUUUUUGCUGUUGACAUGUAAUUUGCCCAGAAAGUUUUAA